Trichoderma atroviride IMI 206040 is the source of this 1752-nucleotide messenger RNA. RefSeq lists its product as uncharacterized. NCBI's taxonomy places the organism in Eukaryota, Fungi, Ascomycota, Sordariomycetes, Hypocreales, Hypocreaceae. The record is from RefSeq and is a predicted model, not a curated record. Gene Ontology annotation, molecular function: metallocarboxypeptidase activity; zinc ion binding. Gene Ontology annotation, biological process: proteolysis.
CAAUGUAACACUGUUAUUGAUCCCAAUAACGUGCGGCUUUCCGAAAUCGCAUCAUACGCUCGAGUUCUAUAAAAGAAAGGGAAGUUCUCUAACAAGAUUUGGAAACACCUCGACUUCUUUGUUCAUUUUCUUACACAAAACAAACAACAACACAUCAAACAAAAUGAAGACUGUUCUUCCCUGGGCGCUUCUCGCGCUCACCCAAGUGACGUCGGGAUGUCUUCUCCCUCAUGAGCGGGAUGAGACUGUGAUGAAGCCAAUCGUCCGCCGCCAGGGCAGCAAUGGAACUCCGAUCGGAACAGGCGACAGAUUCAAGAGCGGCGCAACUGCACCCAGAGGGCUGGGCACUCAGUCAUCAUCUACUUCUUUCAGCACCAUUCUCAACGUCAAUGAGAUCAAGAGUGGCCUGCAAGGCCUUGUAAACACUUACGGAAUCCAAACAUUCAACACCCCAUACAAGACAGCGCAGGGAGCCACUGUUAUCGGGGCCCAAAUUGGCGGCAACGGUACUUGCACCAAUGCCUAUCGCACAUUCAUCAACGGCAACAUCCAUGCUCGAGAGCGUGGAUCCGCGGACAGCGUACUCUAUUUCGCUGCCGACCUGCUGUACGCCAACCAGAACAACGUUGGUCUGACAUACGGCUCCAAGUCGUACACCAACGCCCAGGUCAAAGAGGCCCUGUCCACAGGACUCGUCUUCAUUCCACUCAGCAAUCCUGAUGGCGUGGCAUAUGACCAGUCAACCAACAGCUGCUGGCGAAAGAACCGCAACUCCAACUCUGGAGGAGUUGAUUUGAACCGCAACUUCGAUUUCCUUUGGGACUUUACCCACUUGUUCUCCUCAUCAGUGCAAUCAAGCGUCGCCUCAACGUCGCCCAGCUCUGAGACUUACCAUGGAACCAGUGCUUUCUCAGAGGCCGAGACCAAGAACAUCAAGUGGGUGUUUGACACAUACUCCAAGAUCCGCUGGUUUGUCGACCUUCACUCCUAUGCGGGGGAUGUGCUCUGGAACUGGGGCAGCGACGAGAACCAGUCCCAGUACUCGUACAUGAACUUCCAAAACAGCUCUUACAGCAGCGUCCGUGGCAUUCUCACAGACACCCCCAGCCCCGGCAGAGGCUACGGCGAAUACGUUCCCCAGGCUGAACUCAACGACAAGAUCACCGCGGCUAACCGCAUUGCUGCUGGAUUGACCGGAGGCGGCGGCCGCAGCUACGAUGCCUUCCAGUCAUCCGAUCUGUAUCCCACAUCGGGCGCCAGCGACGAUUAUGCCUACUCGCGACACUUUGUCGACUCUUCCAAGAGUCUUGUUCACUCGUUCACAGUGGAGUUUGGCUUCCCCAACAAUGCCGCGUCUUGCCCAUUCUACCCAACCGUGUCUCAGUAUAACUCCAACCUUCGUGCAACCAGUGCUGGUUUCAUGGAGUUUUUGUUGGCAGCUAGCGACCUAGGACUGGGAGAUGCAACGAGUUGUUAAGAAAAGGGUAGAUGGUUAUUUAGGAAAAAGAUAUGUCCAAGUCUAUAGGGCCAGGCGCCAUCUAGUAGUAUAGAUGAAUACAUAUAGCCAAGCGAAAUCUCACUGUUAUCCCAAGUAGCUGUAUGUGGUAUUCCAAGUCUUGGUAUCAUGCAAACAUUUUAAUUAUUACAAAUAUGAUGAACUAAGCAUAAAAAAAGUCAAAUAUAUGUUCAUCAAUUCCAUAAAGUCGUAUACAAAGAAAUGGGCGUCUCUCAUGCGGCCAUUCUCAAGGUUUU